UAAUUUAUUUGGAAAAAGAUGUUGGCUGAUAUUGCACGUCGACAAAAUCGUUCAGUGAUUGGCUCGCUAGCUACGUCUGAAUUUAUGCGUAUGAUGGUAAACAUCUGAGCGUGCGCUUGCGUACUGGUAGUAAUGGAGGACAGGUCCUUCUCUUCGGGGUAAAAUCGGAAUUACUAUUGAUAUCAAGACAACAACUGCCCAAUAAUUAUCGGUUGAAGCUAUUUAACAUUGUUGGGCCAUUCUAUUUAGGAUGGCGUCCGAUUCGGGGCCUCAGGCUCCCGGCUCCAAAGGGAUCAUGACCUUUCACCCCACUACUGAGGAGUUCCAGAACUUCAGCCGCUACAUUGCCUACAUGGAGUCCCAGGGAGCACACAAAGCCGGGCUGGCUAAAAUCGUGCCACCGAAGGAUUGGAAACCCAGGAAGUCCUAUGACGAUAUAGAUGACCUGGUGAUCCCAGCUCCUAUCCAGCAGGUAGUGACGGGCCAGUCAGGUCUGUUCACCCAGUACAACAUCCAGAAGAAGCCCAUGACCGUCCGAGAGUUCCGCAAGACGGCCAACAGCGACAAGUUCUGCAGUCCUCGCUAUACCGACUUUGAAGAGCUGGAGAGGAAGUACUGGAAGAACGUAACCUUUAACCCGCCCAUCUACGGGGCUGAUGUAAACGGAACGCUCUAUGACCCCGAUGUGACUGAUUGGAACAUCGGCAAACUGAACACCAUCCUGGACACGGUGGAGUACGAGAGUGGCAUCACCAUCGAGGGGGUGAACACGCCCUACCUGUACUUUGGCAUGUGGAAGACCACCUUCGCCUGGCACACCGAAGACAUGGAUCUCUACAGUAUCAACUACCUCCACUUUGGAGCGCCCAAGUCCUGGUACUGCGUUCCUCCAGAGCAUGGGAAAAGAAUGGAGCGCUUGGCUCAAGGUUUUUUCCCUGGAAGCCACCAAAAUUGCGAAGCCUUCCUGAGGCACAAGAUGACCCUCAUCUCUCCCUCCAUAUUGAGGAAAUAUGGCAUUCCAUUUGAGAAGAUCACUCAGGAGCCAGGUGAAUUUAUGGUGACGUUUCCCUAUAGCUACCAUGCCGGCUUUAACCACGGCUAUAACUGUGCAGAGUCCACUAACUUUGCCACUGAAAGAUGGAUUGAGUAUGGAAAGCAAGCCAUACUGUGUUCGUGCAGGAAGGACAUGGUGAAGAUCUCCAUGGACCUGUUUGUGAAGAAGUACCAGCCGGAACGCUACGAGCAGUGGCUGGCAGGUCAGGACACGGGGUCCAUUGACCACUCACGACCCACCCCAGAGGCCAAGGAGUUCCUGGGGGAGGAGGAGGGGAAGGACUCCAUCUCCCAUGAGCCAUGUGUGGAUGAGCUCAACACGGAGGGGGAGAGAAAGAGCCCCACACAGAGGAUAGGGACCAAGAGGCACCGAGUGUGUCUGGAUGUACCUGAUGAGGUGGUCCCUAAAGAUGAAGAAGAGGAGUAUGGAAAGAAAGCCAGACUAGGCCUCACCACUCAGGGCACGGGAGCAGAGGAGUGCAAAGAUACAGUCACCUUGAGGGACCUCCCUAAUGUAAAGACGGACCCAAUGCAGGGUAACAGCAGCAGAAGCCCUACUCCGCAAAAAGUCACCAUCCCCUCCACCAGCAAUCAUGCGGCGGCCAUUUUGGCUCAACCCCAGUCGCACAGAAACGGGCACCUUCCAGUCGUGGCUCCUCCAGCCAGGACUGGCCCCUCCACCCAGCCGAUCAGAAAGCUAGGGGUGGCCAGCCUGCUCUUUCAUAAGACCCAGAGCCCUAAGGAGGCCCUGCAGGUCCAUAGCUACGCUCGUGAGAACCAGCAGCAGAUUCACCACACCCACCUCCAUGUGCACAGUUAUGCCAGGGAGCACCUGCCACGGCACCUCCAACCCCACCUCCAACUCAAGGCCAAGCCCCAGGCCCAAGUCAAGGCCGAGCAGCAGGAGUCCCACGUCCCAUCUACCAAAGGAGAGCAGAACCAGGCCGACGCACAGAUUCCCUAUAAGGAAGAACCGGUUGAAACCAAAGCCCAGACCCAAGGCCUCGGUAAGUGGCGGCAGCAUCCUGGCGAGGCCCAGGCUUGGGAGGAGAGGUCUGAAGCCAGGUCCCCUAGCAGUCCAGAGCCUGUCCAGACCCAAGCACACACCAGGACAGCCAAGAGGGUCAAGGCGGAGGUCCGAAGGGACAGGCGGAAGCAAUGUCUUUCCCCUGUGCAGGCGGAUGUAACUUUAAUGAAGCAGACAAAUGUACGUCCAAGUAAGCCGACGAUCUUACGUCCAAGUAAGCUGACAAACUUAAGUCCAAGUAAGCAGACGGACUCAAGUUCAAUUAAGCAGACGGACUCAAGUUCAAUUAAGCAGACGGAUUCCAGUCAGAGUAAGCAGACGGAUUCCAGUCAGAGUAAGCAGACGGAUUCCAGUCAGAGUAAGCAGACGGAUUCCAGUCAGAGUAAGCAGACGGAUUCCAGUCAGAGUAAGCAGACGGAUUCCAGUCAGAGUAAGCAGACGGAUUCCAGUCAGAGUAAGCAGACGGAUUCCAGUCAGAGUAAGCAGACGGAUUCCAGUCAGAGUAAGCAGACGGAUUCCAGUCAGAGUAAGCAGACGGAUUCCAGUCAGAGUAAGCAGACGGCAUCCAAGGGCAUCAAGAGCAAACCGCAUCCUCUCCUCCGCAAGCUGCCCAAACAGCACCCACUACUCAGGCCCAGGGAAAGCUCCAGUGAUGAUGAUGAGCUGUAUGUGAAUAUGGAGGAUGAACCAGAGGAGGAGAAGGAGGAGUGGGCCAAGCCCCUGGCCCAGCUGUGGCAGAGUAGACCCUACAACCCCCAGGCGGAGAGGGAAUACAACCAACUCAUGGGCCUGCAGGCCCCGUACUGCUCCAUCUGCCUGCUUUUCCACACAUAUGACCAGUCGGAGUCUAGCGGCAACCCCAGCUACACUCUAAAAGGCCGGCGAGGGGGCAGACAGAGGUCCAAGCCCCUGAUCCCGGAGAUGUGUUUCAGCACCACCAAUGACAAGUCCAACAACAGCAGCGACAGCGGCGUGGGCCAACUUUCCACCCCUCACCUGGAGGAGGACGGUACCAGCCUCCUGGUCAGCUGCUCCCAGUGCUGUGUCCGCGUUCACGCCAGUUGCUAUGGAGUUUCUGCAGACCAAGUGUCAGAUGAGUGGAUGUGUGCCCGCUGUGAGGCCAAUGCUUUAACUGAGUCAUCUGUGUGUCUUUCUCUCCCUCAGGACUGCUGCCUGUGUUCACUGCGAGGGGGAGCUCUACAGAGAGCCAACAACGACAAGUGGGUGCACGUGCUGUGUGCGCUCGCGGUCCUGGAGGCGCGCUUCGUGAACAUCACCCACCGCAAUCCCGUGGACCUCAGCUACAUCCCUCUGGCCAGGUUCCAACUGAAGUGUUUCUACUGUAAGCGGCGGGUGAAGAGGGAUGUGGGCUGUUGUGUGCAGUGUUCCCAUGGCCGCUGCACCACCGCCGUCCACCCCACCUGCGCCCAGGCUGCUGGCCAGCUCAUGCAGCCUGACGACUGGCCCUUCAUCGUCCACGUCACCUGCUACAGGCAUAAGUCACCCGUCCUGCCGGAGCGCAAUAAGGCGGCCAUGCGAGAGCUAGAGGUGGGCCAGAAUGUUAUUUGUAAGCACAAAAACGGCCGCUACUACCAGUGUGAGGUGCUGGAGCUGACCAUCGCCACCUUCUACGAGGUCGUCUUCGACGACGGCUCCUACAGCGACAACCUCUUCCCAGAGGACAUUGAGAAUCGGGACUGCGUGAAGCUGGGCCCGCCAACAGUGGGCGACGUAGUGCAGGUGCGCUGGACCGACAACCUGCUUUACGGGGCCAAGUUUGUCGCGUCGCACUCCAUCCCAAUGUACCAGAUGGAGUUUGAGGACGGGUCGUCGCUGUCUGCCAAGAGGGAAGAAGUCUACAGUCUAGACGAGGAGCUGCCCAAACGAGUCAAGUCCCGACUGUCCAAGGCGUCAGACAUGCGCUUCGACGGGAUCUUCACAGAGAAGGAGGUGAAGCAGGGCUCCAAAAGACAGCGAGUCAUCAACUCCCGUUACAGAGAGGACUAUAUCGAGCCUCUCAUAUACAGAGCUAUCAUGGAAUAACCCUCUUUCUCUACUUCCUUAUAAACUCACCACACUCCCAGAGAGUGGGGUAUAUCUGGGCACCCACAGCCUUGACAAGUGGCUCCAACCCUGGGUACCAGUACGAACAAACUCUCCCAUGUCCCUCGGGCAUUUUUGUAAACCACGGCUGGGACUUUAACGGAGUUACUGCUCUUUAUGACCCCCCCCCCAUUUCUGUGAAUGUUAUCUUUAUCCUCUUUCGCUGAAAUAGUUGGAAUUGGAACUACCCAUUAAACUGGAACCGCAGGUUUAUAUAUAUAUAUAUAUUUUUUUUUUUUACAUCUAUAUAUGUAUGUAUGUAGAUGUAAAAAAAUAUAUAUAGAACUCUAGAAUUUCAGUUCUGCAUUAUCUCCUGCACUUUUUGGACAAUUUGUUUCUCCUCUGAACUCAAGGUGGCAUUUUAACCUCUAGCUUUACCCAUCCAAAAGCAUUAAUUGGACGAUGAAAACAAUGGUUUUUCACAAUGCAGGCCAUUAUUCAAUCCGAUUUUCAGUAACAUGCUGUUGACUGAUUUUAUUUUUAAUCCCCAAACAUGUUUUGCUUUAUACUCUUUGCAAUACAUACAUUUAUGGACUUCAUAGGAAUGUGCAGGAAUGAUAGUGUCUACUGUGACAAUAGGAAUAUAGAAGUUAGUAGCCCAAGCCUUAAGUUCAAAGGGCAGUGUUUUCUUGUUAAGUUUAGCUUUACAACUUUAAAGCUUAGGAUUUAUUGCAUUUAAUUUAUGUAAGUUGUAUGAGUUUGAGAACGCAACUGUUUGAUACCACAGCUCACUGUGCUUACAAUCUCAGAAAAUCCCCAAGAUGAUGUAUUUAUUUGUUAUGUGGAUAGGUUUUUGGACGCACGUUGGUUCUCAAUUCUUGUUAUUGUUUUUUUUUUUUUUCUAAGCCAUCCUGGGUUGCAUUGGUAGUGUGUGUGUAUAUAUGCCAUAGAGAAUGAAAGAGAGCUUCCCUACAUAGUUCCCAUUAUGACGUCUUAGAUUGCCUCAAUGGUGUUCCCCGUGCAAUCUCCAUUUUCCAGUAGUACAUUUUCUUCACGAUUGGCUGAUCCCUCCUGAUGACCUGGCUGGACAUGACUCCAACAGGUUCACCAGGAGGAAUCAGACAAUGAAGUUGGAAGUCCCACUCAGUUCAAUACAUUUUAGUGAGGCCCAUGUUAAAAUAGCUUUUUUGGCCGCUAGAGGCCUCCGUCAUUCUCUAUAGUAUAUGCCAACAUGGGUUAACUUCCUACUCCUGCAGAAAAAAGCACUUAAUUCUCUCCCUAAAGUACCCAUGGCACGUCUAUCAUUGCUUAUGCAGGUGGCCGUUAAGUUCAGGUACAUAACUGAGCAUGUGCAGAAAUGUUAGUGUUGGUCAAUUACAGCCUAGGUGUAUACUAGUUGGUUUGUGGUCCUAUCACAACCAGUGAGACAACUACAGAAAGUUUUUAUAGGAAAAAUAUAUUUUCAUAUCAUUAGAAGAAUGUUCUUCCUCCUAAUGCUUUGUCAAAGUUCCUUGUUGACAUAAAUCGUGACCAUCUUUGGAUAGUAUUGUAUAUGUAGCUAAUUUAAAGCUGUAAAGUCUAUCUCAGGAGGACACACACACACACCCCCCCCUCCACCUCUUGAGCCGCACCGCCGAUUUACGUUUUGUUUCCAUGGCUACUGUUUGAAGCGCUUGGAUUGAUUUGGUAUGUACACGGGAAGCGUCAACUCUGUGCAUUACAUUUGUAAACAUCAACUGUUGCAGUAAAGACCGGACUGAGAAAAGCUCA
This is a messenger RNA of Salmo salar (Atlantic salmon), 5893 nucleotides long. RefSeq names its product lysine-specific demethylase 4A. Gene Ontology annotation, molecular function: histone H3K36 demethylase activity; histone H3K9 demethylase activity. Gene Ontology annotation, cellular component: chromatin; nucleus. Lineage: Eukaryota; Metazoa; Chordata; Actinopteri; Salmoniformes; Salmonidae. The record is from RefSeq and is a predicted model, not a curated record. Gene Ontology annotation, biological process: regulation of gene expression; chromatin remodeling.